Messenger RNA from Penicillium hordei, 714 nucleotides. RefSeq lists its product as uncharacterized. The record is from RefSeq and is a predicted model, not a curated record. The transcript has a single exon. NCBI's taxonomy places the organism in Eukaryota, Fungi, Ascomycota, Eurotiomycetes, Eurotiales, Aspergillaceae. Bases 1 to 714 code for a protein of 237 amino acids.
AUGGCUUUUAAGUAUCCCCAGUUCGAGCCAUACGGGGAUAAGCUAAUCCGAUGGAUGGAAAAUGCCACCGAACCCGGAUGCCCAGUUCUCAGAUCUACAUUCACCACAUGGACUCUGCCACAGCCUACCCUCUGGCAUAUCGAGCAUGAAAGAGAAUGGCUCUCACCAGAACAGAUUGCCUGUAUUGUUGGUGCUGGGCUGCCACUCGGACAACUAAUUCCAAAUGGCAUGUAUCCUACAGAAUCCCCGUGUCUACGGCAGUCAAUCAUCAAGACCCGGGGUGGGGUCACUGGCUUGGUCGGGACCAUUGGACCAGGCUUGCUUUUUAUCUAUUCUAUUAGAAGACGCCCUGCAUCGAACGAUCCGCACGUGUCCGAGCUUGCCAAGAUCGCCUAUGAAACGCACUUUCCGUUGGAGAGUGUGAAGCAUGUAAUUGUUAACGAGGUACAGGAAAAUAAAACUGAACCCUUUAUCGAGGAAGAUAUAUAUCCCUCCCGUAAGGGACUUAUCUAUCCGUCUGCAGAGGCUCAAACUUGGGACUACGCUACACCGGAGUUUAAGGCUAUCAUGGGUACACCUAUCGGUAAGGUUAUCGGGUCCUUCAUUCUGGGUGCGUUUGGCCAAGGGGUGAAACGGGUUUCCCGGAUUGUUACUUUCCAAAGAGGCCUCGAGCUUCACAAACUGAAUAUUAGUUUUGAUAUUGAGGAUGUUUGA